This is a messenger RNA of Lodderomyces theae, 204 nucleotides long. RefSeq names its product 40S ribosomal protein eS28 (gene RPS28B). The transcript is spliced from 2 exons. Bases 1 to 204 code for a protein of 67 amino acids. Gene Ontology annotation, biological process: translation; maturation of SSU-rRNA; ribosomal small subunit assembly. Gene Ontology annotation, cellular component: cytosolic small ribosomal subunit; ribosome. The record is from RefSeq and is a predicted model, not a curated record. Gene Ontology annotation, molecular function: structural constituent of ribosome. NCBI's taxonomy places the organism in Eukaryota, Fungi, Ascomycota, Pichiomycetes, Serinales, Debaryomycetaceae.
AUGGACACUAAAACUCCAGUCACAUUAGCUAAAGUCAUCAAAGUUUUGGGUAGAACCGGUUCAAGAGGUGGUGUCACUCAAGUUAGAGUUGAAUUCUUGGAAGACGCUUCAAGAACCAUCGUCAGAAAUGUUAAGGGUCCAGUCAGAGAGAACGACAUCUUGUGUUUGAUGGAAUCAGAAAGAGAAGCCAGAAGAUUGCGUUAA